Messenger RNA from Grammomys surdaster, 2394 nucleotides. RefSeq names its product tripeptidyl peptidase 1 (gene Tpp1). The record is from RefSeq and is a predicted model, not a curated record. The transcript has 13 exons. Gene Ontology annotation, biological process: central nervous system development; proteolysis. NCBI's taxonomy places the organism in Eukaryota, Metazoa, Chordata, Mammalia, Rodentia, Muridae. Bases 18 to 1736 code for a protein of 572 amino acids. Gene Ontology annotation, molecular function: serine-type endopeptidase activity; tripeptidyl-peptidase activity.
CUCAUGUGAUUUAUCACAUGACUACAGAUCAGCCUGAAGCCACAAUGGGACUCCAAGCCGGCCUCCUAGGGCUCCUUGCUCUCGUCAUCGCCGGCAAAUGCACUUACAGCCCUGAGCCGAACCAGCGGUGGAUGCUGCCUCCAGGCUGGGUGUCCCUGGGCCGAGUGGAUCCCGAGGAAGAGCUGAGUCUCACUUUUGCGCUGAAACAGCAGAACCUGGAAAAACUCUCGGAGCUGGUGCAGGCUGUGUCGGAUCCCAGCUCUCCUCAAUAUGGAAAGUACCUAACCCUCCAGGAUGUAGCUGAGCUGGUCCAGCCAUCACCACUGACCCUCCGCACUGUCCAAAAGUGGCUCUCAGCAGCUGGAGCCCGGAACUGCCAGUCAGUGACCACCCAGGACUUUCUGACUUGUUGGCUGAGUGUCCGGCAGGCUGAGCUGCUGCUCCCCGGGGCUGAGUUUCAUCGCUAUGUAGGGGGACCUGCAAAGACCCAUGUCAUAAGGUCCCCACAUCCCUACCAGCUUCCCCAGGCCUUGGCCCCUCAUGUGGAUUUUGUGGGAGGGCUGCACCGUUUCCCCCCUUCAUCAUCUCUAAGACAACGUCCAGAACCACAAGGGGUAGAGACUGUUGGCCUGCACCUGGGAGUGACCCCCUCUGUGCUCCGUCAUCGAUACAACCUGACAGCCCGAGAUGUGGGCUCUGGCACCACCAACAAUAGCCAGGCCUGUGCCCAGUUCCUGGAACAGUACUUCCGUAACUCGGAUCUGACUGAGUUCAUGCGCCUGUUUGGUGGCAGUUUUGCACACCAUGCCUCGGUAGCAAAAGUGGUUGGAAAGCAGGGGCGAGGCCGAGCUGGGAUUGAGGCCAGUCUAGAUGUGGAAUACCUGAUGAGCGCUGGUGCCAACAUCUCCACUUGGGUCUACAGUAGCCCUGGCCGCCAUGAGGCACAGGAGCCCUUCUUACAAUGGCUCCUGCUUCUCAGCAAUGAAUCAUCCUUGCCACAUGUACACACUGUGAGUUACGGAGAUGAUGAAGACUCCCUCAGCAGCGUCUACAUCCAGAGAGUCAACACUGAGUUCAUGAAGGCUGCUGCUCGGGGCCUCACCCUCCUUUUUGCCUCAGGUGACUCUGGAGCUGGGUGUUGGUCUGUCUCCGGAAGGCACAAGUUCCGUCCUAGCUUCCCUGCUUCUAGCCCCUAUGUCACUACAGUAGGAGGAACCUCCUUCAGGAAUCCUUUCCUCAUCACAAAUGAAGUAGUUGACUUUAUCAGUGGUGGAGGCUUCAGCAAUGUUUUCCCACAGCCUUCCUACCAGGAGGAAGCAGUAGCCCAGUUCUUGAAAUCCAGCUCUCGUCUACCACCAUCUAGUUACUUCAACGCUAGUGGCCGUGCCUACCCAGAUGUUGCCGCACUUUCCGAUGGCUACUGGGUGGUCAGCAACAUGGUCCCCGUUCCGUGGGUAUCUGGAACCUCGGCCUCUACUCCAGUGUUUGGGGGAAUUUUAUCCUUGAUAAAUGAGCACAGACUCCUCAGUGGCCGUCCCCCUCUUGGCUUUCUCAACCCCAGGCUGUAUCAGCAGCAUGGGGCAGGACUCUUUGAUGUAACCCAUGGCUGCCAUGAGUCCUGUCUGAAUGAAGAAGUGGAGGGUCAGGGUUUCUGCUCUGGUCCUGGCUGGGAUCCUGUGACAGGUUGGGGAACUCCCAACUUCCCAGCCCUACUGAAGACUCUACUCAACCCUUAACCCUUCUCUGCCCUGACGAGAAAACAGAACUGAUUCCUGAACUAAAAGGGAAGGCUCAGUUUCUUGUUAUUCCUCGAUGGAAGCCCUGCUGAACUCUGUUUUCUGCUGCAGAUAGCUUCUCCCUAACCCUCAAAUGCUGUGGGCAGUACUCGACUUCCAGUCCUACUGUGUGGCAUAAAACUCAGGUCUCCAAACUUCUACUUUGAGAUCCUCAACAAGAUGCUGUAACCAGCAUAUUUUGUCUCACCCCAACCCCAUCUCUUCUUCCUCUUUCCAGCUUGAGAUGUGAAAGCAGGGUGAGAAGGUUCAGUCUUCCGUUACUGACACUAGCAGGCCCAUCCAAAGCUUACUAUCUCUGCACUGACCGUAUGCUCUGUUUCUCUUUGAGUUUGCUUUUCUGUUCACUGAGAUGAGACCUUUGGCUAACCGUUUAGUAUUUCUUGCUCUGGCACCAAAGUGCAAUGGUCUCCCUGAUGUUUUACCCAGUUACACACUUUUCAGGUUUGUUUUAUGGGCUUUCUUGUUUGUUUGAAAACAGGUUGGCAGCAAUCUAUAUAACUAGUCUAAGGAAAGUUGAAAACUUAAAAUGUUUUAAAUAUGUUCUCAUUGGCAAAAUUCCUUAACAAAAUAAAUAGGUCAUUACAAAUUUUGCUUUAAA